GGGACGGGGAGGAGAAACUAGCCCUUAAUAAUCUAAUGCUGGAUUUUGAUGAACAAAUGGGCUUCAACAACCUUCACUUGAGGAGCCAAAGGAGACUGCCCACCGCAAGCUGCCAAUCUGCUGACCUUUAAGGUACGUUCUAACUUUUUAUUUUCCUUGUGGUUUCUAGGAGGUUAGAGACUUGGUGUCUAUUCCCUGCCCAGGGACUUUUACAAAGGUCUUCAAAACAGCCUGUCCCUUUUCCUUCAAAGCUUGAUUUAAAGGAGGGCGGAAAGAGGCUUCAAAUUCUUCACCCAGGACCCACCCUCGUGUUUCUCUUUCAAGCCUCCAAGUUUUGAAAGAGAAAUGAGUGGUGUGUUUGGUUUGAAGGUGGACCAGAGCUGUAUCUAAGGAACAGCCAGGACUUUUAUCCUCCUGCCCCACAAUCUCCAGGGGAUUGGGUUUGUCCGGGAACCGGCGGUGGAAUACCUCCACCAGAUACCUGUCAUCGAAGGCUUCCGUGGGAACCCACGUGUUUUCGGACCCGGGUUCCCCCUCCCAAGCUACCAAAUACUCCACCUGGCGCCCUCGUCACCUUGAGUCCAGUAUUUCCGUGGCCCUGUGAUGGUGUUCCCUUUCUUCUACCUGUGGGUGUGUGGUGACUUCUCCCUCUUGCCCCUGGAAUCCCCGCCCCUCCUUAUGCGGUGAGAGCAGGGACCUGUGGAAAACCGGGUGUAUUUUCAUGCUAUCAGGCAACUUGAGCUUAAAUGCCACGGGAUUUACUUACUGUGUUACCUCAAAAGGUCCCAGCCGUCUGGGCUGCAACUUCUUGCACCCCCCUUUGAAAGGUAGCCCUUGGGUGGGCAACCACACCCGGUCCCCCACCCAUAUGGUCUCCCCUUCCCUGCGGUGCUUGUCUGCCUGCCUCUUGUAAGUUUCCUUGGCCCGCUCCAAGUUCAUCUUAAGUUGCUGGUGCAGGGCCUCCAUUUCUUCCACAAACUGCUCUGCCGCGGGUACGCUCCAGUUUUCCUCCCCACUCCCCGGGAAGGCCCUGGGAUGACACCCAUGGUUGGCCAUGAAUGGACUCAUUCCCGUGGACACGUGUUCCGCGUUGUUGUACGCGAAUUCAGCCAGCGCUAGUUUUUCUACCCAAUCGUUCUGCCUCUCGCUGACGUAGCAGCAUAGGUAUUGCUGGAGUAUACUGUUCACUCUUUCUGCUUGCCCGUUGGUCUCCAGGUGUCUCGCCGUCGAGAAACCCACCUCCACCUGCAGCAAGCUCAUGAGCUUCCUCCAGAACCGGGAAGUAAAUUGUUUCCCGCGGUCGGAGAUAACCCUCAAGGGGGCGCCAUGCAGCCGGAAGAUGUGCUCCACAAACAACCAGGCUGUUUCCUCUGCCGUUACAGCAUGUGAGCAAGCUAUAAAAUGGCACAUUUUUGUCAGUAGGUCGACCACUACCAUGACCGCUGUCUUUCCCCAGGACUUGGGCAAAUCUGUCAUAAAAUCAAUGGACACCACCUCCCAGGGUUUCCCCGGCAUGGGUAAGGGUUCCAGUAAUCCUGCGGGGGCAGCCCACUCCCCCUUUGCCCUUUGGCAGCGGUCGCACCCCCGUACAUAUUCCCGUACAUCCUCCCUCACCCUGGGCCACCAGAAGUGCCUGGUCACGAGCAUCAUGGUUUUGUGCUGUCCAAAGUGCCCAGCUGUGGGGUUGUCGUGGAGUUGUUUGAGUACCUUUCCCCUCAGGGUCUCCCCUGGUACGUACAGCGCUCCCCUAUAGUACAGUACCCCUUCCUUCUCCUCAAACCCUUCUUGGGUCCCUCUUCCUUCUCGGAGUUCCCGGAUUUUAGUUUGCGCGAACACGUCGUUUCUGGUCAGCCCGGCUAGUUCUCGUUUCCCCACCAAAGUUCCCCCACACACCCAUCGGUCCUCGGGGAUAACGUGUCGUUUCUCCGGCGGCCCCUCUCCUUCCAAGUACUCCGGUUUACGCGAGAGAGCAUCUGCUCUUACGUUUUCCUCUCCGGGCACUUAUCGGAUUUCAAAGAAAAACUUGGAGAACUCCUGUGCCCAUCAAAUCUGUCUCUGGUUGAGUACUCAUGCGGUCCUCCAGUACUCCAAGUUCUUGUGAUCUGUGCAAACCUGGAUCUGUUGUUGCACCCCUAUCAGUAGAUGACACCAACGACGAAAGGCCGCGUAGAUCGCCAGCAGUUUGCGGUCAUACACGGUAUAGUUUUGCUCCGACUUGCUCAGUUUUCUCGAGAAAAAGGCACACGGUUUCCAUUCCUGCUUGCCCCUCCCUGGCUGCAAAAGGACCGCCCCGAUGGCUCUGUCGGACGCAUCGGUCUCUAGCCUCAUGGGUUUCUCCAGAUCUACGUGCAGGAGUUGCUCUUCCGAUGCGAACGCCUUCUUCAGUUUUUCAAAGGAUUGCUGGGCCUCCUCUGUCCACACAAACUUCUUUUUGCUACUGAGACAAUCCAUGAUGGGCGCUGUCAAGUGGGCGAAGUUCUUGAUGAACUUCCUGUAGAAGUUGCUGAACCCUAGGAACCUCUGCACGUCCUUCCGUGUUUUGGGAGCCUUCCACUCCAGCACUGCCUGCACCUUGCUUGGGUCCAUCGCUAAGCCUUUGUCAGACAACUUGUACCCCCAGAAACUCGACUUCUCUGGCGUGAAACUGACAUUUUUCCAGCUUGACCCACAACUGGUGCUUCUGCAGCCGUUGUAACACUUCCCUGACGUCUCUAACAUGUUGCUCCUCGUUGUCCGAAUAAAUUAAGACGUCAUCCAAGAAGGCUACGCAGUUCUUGUACAGCAGAGACCCCAACACGUGGUGCAUGAAAGCUUGAAAACAGGCGGAGCCCGACUGUAAUCCAAAAGGCAUAACUAAGUACUCAAAGGCACCUAGGGGUGUGAACAUUGUGGUCUUCCAUUCAUCCCCCUCCCUCAUCCUGAUCAAAUUGUAUGCGCCCCUGAGGUCCAGCUUGGUAAAAAUUUUCCCUUUCCUCACUCGCGUUAAAAUGUCAUCAAUCCUGGGCAUUGGGAAGGUCACGGGUUCUGACACCAAAUUGACGGCCCUAUAGUCCACAACGAGCCUGGGUUUAUUUGUGUCCUUUUUGUCCACAAAGAACACCGGACUGCCCCCUACCGCCUUUGAUUCUCUUAUGAAGCCUCUUUUCAGGUUCUUGUUAAUAAAUUCUCGCAACUCCUUCAUCUCCCUGUCCGACAUGGCAUACAGCUUACCCACUGGCAGCUGAGCCCCCGGGAGCAAGUUGAUCUGGCAGUCAAAGGGCCUAUGGGGUGGCAGUCUAUCUGCCUCCUUCUCGCUGAAGACCUCCCGCAGAUCUGCAUAUUGCGGCGGCACCUCUCCCUUCCGCUCCACAGCCAUCCCAGCCACCCUGGCCACGCUCAUCCUUGGGGUUGCUCCUCCUAGACAGUGUUCCAGGCAGUAAGCUGACCCAAAGGUGACUGUCCUCUGAUGCCACGCCACCACUGGAUCAUGUUGUGCUAGCCAGCUCAUCCCUAAUAUUAUUGGGGGCCCUGCUAGUGAGGCGACGUGAAAGGCGAUGGUCUCCGAGUGCCUGGACACCCUCAUUCUCAUUGGUGGGGUCUGGUAUGUCACUUCCCCUCCUAGAAGCUCCCUGCCAUCAAUGGUGGUCACUUGCAAGGGAUAAUCCAAAGGCAGUAAGUGGAGCUAGUGCUCUAAUGCAAAGUCUUUGCUGAAGAAAUUACAUGAGCUGCCUGAAUCCAGCAUCCCUUUCACCUUGACUGGGUGCCCGUUCGGGAGUUCUAGCACCACUUCGAUGGCUAUUGCCGCCUUGGGGGGGUCUGGUUGGGGCACUUUUACUGGUGGCUAGCCUGGCUGCUGUGCCCCUUGAUUGGCAGCCAAGCGUUCCCGUUUCCCUGUUCCUGUUCCUUUACCACCUCCUCCUCACCCCCUGUGGCUCCCACCAUUCCUUGCCAGGCCUUUCUUUGAGGGCAGGCUCUGGCAAAAUGUCCUGGCUGCUGGCAAAGGAAACACUUCUUGGUGGUUUUCCAAUCCUUUCCCUCCUUUUUGCGCCCUUCGCUGGCGCUUGAAACUUCCCGUGCGCGUGCCCCAUCUAUUUCCAUUGGCUCUGCUGGCGGGGAAGGCUGCCUUGGUAUUUCAGGAAUGCGGUAGUCAUGGCAACGUUGCUCUCUCCCUUCCCGCCUCUCCUGGGCCCGCGCUUCCUGCCGCACGCCAAUCGCAAGCACAGCCUUGGUCAGCUGAUCCAUCCCCUGUGGGCGGGGUGCGCGGGAAAGCUCAUCCUUAACCGUUGAGGACAACCCCUCCUCGAAUAACAUUUGUAUGGGUUCAGAGUCCAGUUGCCACCCGAGGCGAUGAACUAUCAUGGCAAAGCGCGACCAGUAGUCUCUAACUGACUGGUUCCCCUGUUUACAGUUCAUCAGUUCCCGCUUUGUCACACUUUGUUGUACAUCACUGGAAAACAUUGCGUCCAUUGCCUGGAAGAAUUUCCUCAGGUCCUGCAUGGCGGCAUUCUGCGUCGCCAUAAGGGGCCUGACCCAUUCCCUGGCCCCAUCUUGCAGGUGACCCACAAUAUAUGCCACCCGCGCCGCAUCGUCUUCAAAAUCGUCAUGCUGCAGUUCCAAUGCGUACUCUAUUUCCGUUCGGAACGCACUAUAGUCCUGCGGCUUCCCCCCAAAUUUGUGCACCAGUCCCGGUACCUUCCUUGCUAUGGGGGUGGGCCUGACCUGUGCAUCUUGAGACCGCCUUUCGUCCAGCCGCGCCGUCAGAAUGGCCACAUGCUGCUCCAACUCCCGGUUCCUCUCCACCAGAGUUUGCCCUCCAGCUGCUCCCUCCUGGGCACUCGCUUCUCCGGGUUUGCUCAUGAUGCUGCCUGCCUGCUGCUGCGCACGAGCAACUUUCAGGGACUGACGGAUUGCUGUAAUGAGUAUGAGUUACUCGUGCGUAAACUGGUGCCUCUCUAGGCUAAUUUGCCUAGUUAAACCUUUCUGACUGCACAGCCCUUUCUAAUUGUGACAGCCUCAGUCGAUGGCAGAAUCCGUCAGUGGGCGUUUCUUGAACCUCUUCCAACAUAAAAGUUGUUUGACACCCAGUCUCCUCCUCCUCUCACUGUGCGGGAGUCUUCUGCGCAGGGAGGGCGUGGGUAGCGGAGGACCUGUCCCCUCCUCACUGAGGUCCAGUGAAGAGUCCUGGAGCCCUCUCUCCGAUUCCCCCAUCUGCCCCCCUUUAUCCCUGGUGUUGCGCUGGUUUGCUUCUCCCUCUACUGAGCUGUUUCUCCCCCUGCUGCUGGGUCCUUCGCCAGCAUCAUCUAGGAGCCUCCCCUUCGCCUCUCGCUCCGAUGUCAGUUCCCUGACACGGGAGAAUACACAAGCCAUUCUCGAGGGUAGGUUUCUCCAGUUACUUUGGUGGAAUGAAAUAAAUUCUUUGAGCAGAACCGGGCUUGGUUUUCGUAUGUUUGCUUUGAAGUGGUAAAAAGACCUUCCCAGUGCUGACAUUCUGAAGGACCUUUCUCAAUCCAGAAUGAUAUUUCCUUGUUAUUCAGUGUGGCCCAUAAACCUAUGUCACUCUCGUCUCUGAAAUAACUAGUACCAUGAACAAUUAUUAUUUUUGUAACUACGAUGCUAGAGUUUUUGCAGAGAUCGUUUGCUGUUUUUUCCAAUUCUUUAAGGUGCUAAUGAGCUUGAACUGCUUCUUUUGAUGUAACUAUUUCGUGGCAUGUUCCUUCAUGCCUUGUGUUAAUAUUUGCCUGUGGGUUCUGCCACGUCAUUGUCAAUUUCUCCAGAGGAUUUUGUACUUGUAGUGGUAGUUACUGUGGUACCUCGGGUUACAUACGCUUCAGGUUACAUACGCUUCAGGUUACAGACUCCGCUAACCCAGAAACAGUGCUUCAAGUUAAGAACUUUGCUUCAGGAUGAGAACAGAAAUUGUGCUCCGGUGGUGCAGCGGCAGCAGGAGGCCCCAUUAGCUAAAGUGGUGCUUCAGGUUAAGAACAGUUUCAGGUUAAGUAUGGACCUCCGGAACGAAUUAAGUACUUAACCCGAGGUACCACUGUACUGACAACAGUGCUCCUUGAAAAUUUUGGGAGGCUGCUUUCUGUAUAUAAACUGGUUUGUUCUUCAGUCUGCAUGACUGCCAAGUAUAGUCUACUUGAUUUUCUUCUGCUUAUAAUUACAGUUGUUCUGUAUCUGAGGGCUGUUUCUGCCUGUUGUGCAAAGCCCUUUAAACAUUUUGAGUACAGUGCUACCUUGGUUUAAGAACAGCUUAGUUUAUGAACAACUUGGAUUAAGAACGUGGUCAACCCGGAAGUAGGUGUUUUGGUUUGUGAACUUUGCCUUGGAAGCAGAACAUGUUGUGUGUGUUCCAUUUGUAAAUUGAGUCCCCGGCUGCUAUGGGAAAGCAGGCCUUGGUUUAAGAACGCUUUGGUUUAAGAAUGGACUUCCGGAACGGAUUAAGUUCGUAAAUCAAGGUACCACUGUAUCUCCUUCUAUUCUUUUUGUCGCUUUUGUUUACUAGCACCACUUUCAUAUCGCUUACUCAUUGCUAUUUUUGCAAAAAGUCAAAGUGAAAUAUUAUUGUGAUUCACAGUGAUGUACAAGAAUUCUCACUUGUUCUCAAAACACACUAGAAUGAUAAGACAGUGGUCUGAACACCUGUAAUGCUUCGCAGAUGACUUUAUCAUUUGAUUCUGAGUAGCUUCAAAACCUCCACAUACAGUAAGUACACACUUGUGUAACUGUUGGAGAGUAAGGUUACCAUAUUUUUUUCAGUGAAUCGAGGGACACUUUUCAACUUCAGUUGAAGGGGAUGGAUUUUGUCAGAGGACUGAUUUGUAAAUCCAGGGAUUGUCCCCGGGAAACGGGGACGUCUGGUAACCUUAUUGUAGAGCCACAGACUUAUGCAUCAUGUUUUAAUGUUACUAAGCUACUGGGCCGAGGCAGCUUCAACUUGCAAGAAAGGAGAUGCUGACUAAACAUAAGGAAGAACUUUAUGACAGUGUAAUAAACAAAAUCUGCCCUUAUUCCCUUAUGGAGGACAGAAGAGCCCUUAUAGAGUCCGUUGUAGGUUCUCCAUCAGUAGGAGGAAAUAACAGAGGCCAACCAGAGAAUAUUGAGAAGCAAAGCAGCUCGUAAGCCUGAUCUUUAUUGAACUGUUGCAAGAGGGUGCUCUCCUCACACACAGGAAAGGAGGAGGACCCAGAACCAAGGUGUGCCUGCCCUUAUAUAGACAUUUUAAAUUCCCUGCCCUGGAGCUCAAGACCACCCUCCAUACAUCAUACCUACAUCACAGAUAAGGUAGUCUACAACAGAAAUUUGAAUGUUGUUGUUUUUCCUGUCUGCCAGGUUAUCUGAUUGCCUUUCCUGGUAGUCUGGCCAUUCCUUUGAGAUGGUGAUUACCCAAUUCCUGAGACAAUGGGAAGGCUCCCCCACCCCCUCCCUCCUUGCAGAGAAAACAUUUGGUCAGUUGGGGAGUCAAAAUGGUUUCAGGGCGGUCCUCCUGUGCUGCUCCAGACUGUUCUGCUCCAUAUCUAUGUACGUGCUUGGUUGGUACAUUUAUGAACAUUUAUUAUACAUAGAAGACCUAAUUUUUUUUAUUUCAACAGUAAGAGCCGAUCGACAGUGGAACGGUCUCCCUUGGGAGGUUGUGGGCUCUCUUUCCUUGGAGGUUUUUAAGCAGAGUUCAGAUGGACAUCUGUCAUGGAUGCUUUAGCUGAGAUUACUGCAUUGCAAGGGGUUUGAUGUCUUCUUGGGAGAAGACAUUUGCAGGCAGCUGCCCAGUGAGGGUAGCCCUUUUGAUCUGCAGGAAGAAGGUCCCAGGUUCAGGCCAACACAGCUGCCUUAGGUGACAGGGGAUGGGAGAGAUCUUUCUCACUUUGCUUGAGACUCUGCUUGAGAUUCAAGGCAGCUUCCUAGACUGUCUUUAGCUGUGAUUCCUGCAUUGCAUGGGGUUGGACUAGAUGACCCUUUGGACCCAUCCAGCUCUGCAGUUCUAUGAUUCUAGAUAGUAAAAUCUGCCUGUUUGUUUUUUUAAUGACAAGAGGCCAUUGUUGUUGUUUAGUCGUUUAGUCGUGUCCGACUCUUCGUGACCCCAUGGACCAGAGCAUGCCAGGCACUCCUGUCUUCCACUGCCUCCUGCAGUUUGGUCAAAGUCAUGAUGGUAGCUUCAAGAACGCCAUCCAACCAUCUCGUCCUCUGCCGUCCCCUUCUCCUUGUGCCCUCCAUCUUUCCGAACAUCAGGGUCUUUUCCAGGGAGUCUUCUCUUCUUAUGAGGUGGCCAAAGUAUUGGAGCCUCAGCUUCACGACCUGUCCUUCCAGUGAGCACUCGGGGCUGAUUUCCUUAAGAAUGGAUAGAAGAAUUGAUCUUCUUGCAGUCCAUGGGACUCUCAAGAGUCUCCUCCAGCACCAUAAUUCAAAAGCAUCGAUUCUUCGGCGAUCAGCCUUCUUUAUGGUCCAGCUCUCACUUCCAUACAUCACUACUGGGAAAACCAUAGCUUUUACUAUACGGACCUUUGUUGGCAAGGUGAUGUCUCUGCUUUUCAAGAUGCUGUCUAGAGGCUGAGUCUCCUCUAAAUUAUGAGGCCCUGGGCUGCAGCCCACUCAGCCCAUAUGUAAAUCUGACACUGUCUACUCCUUAUACCAACGAAAGUUGUUGUGACCAUUGUGCGCACUCUGAAAUGUGUGAUAUUUCCUGAGGGCAAAACCACACUUACAGGAUGACUGAACGAUAAAGGUGGGGCUGCUUACUGAAAGAGAUUUAUUGAGCCCAAUCAGACGUGAGUAACAUUUUAACUGAGCUGUUUAAGCAGAUAUUUACCUACCAGCCUGUCUUCUGGUUUAUAUUAUCCUUUUGCUUAAUUUUGUUUACACAUCAACACUGACGCAGCUUAUUUUAGAUACGUAUAUGCUGAAUAUAAUACAACACUGUUCUUAUAUUCUUUUUAUUGCCUUUGCAUUUGCUUCAGGUGUUUCUCGCAUUUCUUGUUCCUCAUCCUGAUGCGUUUUGAUGCCUACCUCAGCAGCAGCUGUUCGGGGCACACCUGACGAAGCAGCAGACUCCAGAUGAACCCGGGCGACAAACGGUUCUGGUCUCGACUCUGUCUCUCUGUAACAUGUCCUUCAAUUUACGGCUUCGGAAGCAGAACUUAGCACUGACCGUCUGCGUGGUUUUCCUUGUUAGUCUUACUCUUUCGCUGCUACAGAGGGCAACCAGGUGAGUUAUCUGGGUUCUUUGGGAAGGUGGGCUGGGAAGGGCAUAGUUUUGAGUGCUUUUUUGAAAUGUCAAACAGUAUCAGAGAUAGCCAGGCCGCCUGAGACAUCCACCGAGGCAAGCACCCCCAUUUAUAUAUAUAAAGUAAAGGUAAAGGGACCCCUGACCAUUAGGUCCAGUCGUGACCAACUCUGAGGUUGCGGUGUUCAUCUUGCUUUAUUGGCCGAGGGAGCCGGCGUACAGCUUCCAGGUCAUGUUGCCAGCAUGACUAAGCCACUUCUGGCGAACCAGAGCAGCACACGGAAACGCCGUUUACCUUCCUGCCGGAGCCGUACCUAUUUAUCUACUUGCACUUUUGAUGUGCUUUUGAACUGCUAGGUUGGCAGGGGCAGGGACUGAGCAACGGGAGCUCCCCCCAUGGCAGGGAUUCGAACCACCGACCUUCUGAUCGGCAAGUCCUAGGCUCUGGUUUAACCCACAGUGCCACCCCCCCCACAUGUUGUAGAGUGUUAUAAGAAAACAAACUGCUUUUUUUCCCUUAUGGGGUACCCAAGAGCCCGUAUAGAGUCCUUAUGUAGGUUCCCUAUCAGUAGGAGAACACAACAGAGGCCAACCAGAGAAUAUUGAGAAGUAAAGCAGCUAGUAAGCCUGAUCUUUAUUAAGCUGUUGCAACAGGGUGCUCACCCCCCCAUGCAGGAGGGAGGAGGAACCCAGAACAUUGGUGUGCAAGCUCUUAUAUAGACUUUUGAAAUUGCCACCCUGUAGCUCAAGGCCACCCCGCAAUACAUCAUACAUACAUCACUGAAAGGGCGGUCUACAGCAGAAAACCUGUCUGCCAGGAUACCUGAUAAUGGUCACUGGUUGCUUUUACCUGGGCAUCCUGGCCAUUCUUUUGUGAUGGUAAAUACUUAGUUCCUGAAUCUCUUACGCAUAUUGAUAGUGUGCUCAGUUUAACAGAUAUUUGUAGGUGUAAGCCCCUACAGUCCAAAGACAAUUGGAAAGCUUUUCCCAUUUCCUUCCUCCUUGCAGAGAAAUAUUUGAGGUCAAUUUGGGAGAGUCAAAAUGGCUUCAGGAUUGUUCUCCUGUACUAUUUCAGACACGUGGUUUAUAUACUUAUGUAUGUGUUUGCCUUAUACAUUUAUGAACAUUUAUUUUAUAUCUUAGACCUUAUAAUUCUUUUAACAAAAGGAAAACCUGUAGACAAUCAGCUCUGAGAGCCUUCUUAAAAAACUUGAGCUGUUUUAACAAGGAAGUGCAAAUGGGCUUCAGCAGAGUCUGUAGCAACCACAAGCUCUGAAAUUAAUUCCAGCGCUGUGUGUGGUUCUUUCCCCCCACAGAGAGAAGACUACGUUAGGACAGUUAUCAAAGUGCCGGGAAUUGAAUCGGUUAUUUGAAGUAAGGGAAUUCUCUCAGAGGUGAGUCUUUCUGGUUGGGCUGGCAGGCCUCACUGUUGGGCAGAGAGAGGCAGCUGAUUUGGGGUGUCAUGGAAAGGCAGAAAAUCUUUAGUUGUGCCUGGCGCAUCAACUUGAGGCGCGCCAACUGAGGGGGGUCAAAGGUGUCAAUUUGCAUUUCUAAGUACAGAAAGUAUCGAUCAGAUGUGUAGAGAUCUUUCCUAUUCUGCUUAAUUCAAGAGGGCUCUGGAAGCUUCUCUGUGUGAAAGAAACAAGCAGAAGGUUCGAGAUGUUUGAGUUAUUCCUUCAGAGAAGCUGGCUUAAACUGGUUCUCUUAUCUGACUAUAAUAGUAAGGUCAGAAGGAGCCUGGGAUUCACUUUCUCUUUCUAUCUCUUUUUGUUGUGACCAUUGUGCGCACUCUGAAAUGUGUGAUAUUUCCUGAGGGCAAAACCACACUUAUAGGAUGACUGAACGAUAAAGGUGGGGCUGCUUACUGAAAGAGAUUUAUUGAGCCCAAUCAGACGUGAGUAACGUUUUAACUGAGGGAGGGGGAAUAUGCAGAGCUGGAGAUAUGCGCAGAUAAGCACAUCCUGAGUACCGGUGAUGAGAAGACAAUGGUCCAUGUAUGCAUAGUCUGCCACCUGGCAUUGCCCGGAGGAAAGGCUUGGCAGAGUGAUUUGACAGGAUUAGGGUCUUCCUGAGAGUAUGUGACACCUUGCUUGAGGGAUUAUGGAGGACAGGGGAGGUGUCAUGGAGUCCUAGAGAAAUUGAGCAAAUUGGCACGUUGAUUUUCUAUGAAUUUUAUGGAUUUUAGUCCUUUUUGACAUUGACAAUUGGACUUGGAAAUAAAUGGAUAUAUUGUAGCGAAGAAGAAGGUGAAGAAGACAUGCCCCCCGCUUCCGUAUCAAAGUUAAGUCUGCUGCAGCUGGAUUUCAUACGGACAGUGCCAGUCCUGAAUGUAUUGGAUUUGUGACCAUUCUGCUCAUUUGCCUUCAGUAGCAGUAAAGCUCUGCUGGAUGAAAUACAAUUGCCUCUGGUCUAUUUUGAGGGGGGAAUCCUGCAACGUGUUUAAGUUUUUACUCUGCUAACCAUACGUCGGAGUUCUGCUCUGGACCAUUUUGAGUAGAAUUCCACGACAAAAAGCAUCUCAGCCCCCCUCUAUAUUUGCUUGAGACGUCACACCCCGGGCCUCCACAAUCUUGGGGCACCUCUCUGUUGUGAGAUUUGUUAUUGCCAAAUUUCUUUACUUCCCUGAAGAAGCAUGUCUUCCAGCCCCCGGGGUCUCUUGUGGAGGAAGCAAGCAAAGAAGUAGGACCUCAGAAGAUGAUCCUGGGGUCCACUUAGGUUCAUACGGAAAAAGGGAUGAACUCUGAAACUAGUCGUUGGUAAUCUCUCUCUCUCUCUCUCUCUCUCUCUUGCUGGCAGUGCUCAAUUCAGCAAGACAGCCAGCGAUGAGAAGCGGGUUCGUGUUGUCAACACGUGGAAACUUCCUCAAAAAGAUAAGGGCAUUCUGGAGCAUGUGCUACUUACUCAGGAGUGCCCUUGGGAACCCAAUCCUGCAGCAAUGGCCCAAUACAGGUAAAGCCAUCCACUCACCUGUUUGGAGAGACACCUGGAAAGACAGACAGCAAUGGUUGUAUAUGCCGUUGUUAGACCCUCCAGCCAGAAGCAUUAGCAGCAGCUCCCAGACCAACCCCACAAAGCUCCACAUGGAGCAUGUUACAGUAAUCCAGUCUCAAAGGUUACCGGUGUUCUAGACAGAGGUUUGGGAGAGAGAUCCUUACUCACUCGUAGCAGAGUUAGGCACAAUGGUGAUUGCUCCAAGCACAUUUAAACUUGGUUAGAUUUUUCACCUGCCCCCCAUCCUUUGAACAAACAUUCUGCAUGAAAAUACCUAGGCUAGAAUAAAUCACAUAGAUUACUCACAGCAUUUCUAGAAGCUACAUUAAACAAGUCUUCUAUCUGUUGAUGGUAAAACAAAGAUGAAAAAGGUUCCAAAUGACUCUAAAAGAAAAGUACUUUGUUUCUGCACAAAAAGUCUCGUGCAAUCUUUGGGUUAGCAAAGAUGCAGGCUGUAAAAUCUCCCUUUCGGGGAAAUUCAGUUCAAUUGGGUUGUUGUUGUUUUUUUGCUGUUGGGGGCCUUAGGCACACGGCUCCUUCUUUGCUUGUUCCAGAAAGCAUGAAGAGAAAAGGGAAGAAUGGGAGGGAAGAAACAAAAGGCUGCAGAGAGCCUGCUAAGCUCUAUCCCCACUGGCUAUCUGAGCUCAGGUUAACUCCUUCAUGCACGGAAGUGUGAGUCAGUAACUGUAUAUUACAACAAGUGCCUAGACUACCGUAGACAAGCUAGCUUCCUGUCCAAGAAUGGACAAAGCUGGUAAUAACAACAACAACAAUUUUAUUAUUUACACCCCACCCAUCUGGCUGGGUUUCCCCAGCAACUCUGGGCGGCUGCCAACAUCAUAAUAAUAAUAAUAAUAAUAAUAAUAAUAAUAAUAAUGCGAUAAAACUUCAAACAUUAAAAACUUCCCUAAACAUGGCUGCCUUCAGAUGUCUUCUAAAAAUCAGAUAGUUGUUUAUUACCUUGACAUCUGAUGGAAGGGCGUUCCACAGGGUGGGCGCCACUACCGAGAAGGCCAUCUGACUGGUUCCCUGUAACCUCACUUCUCACACUGAGGGAACCGCCAGAAGGCCCUCGGCACUGGACCUCAGUGUCCGGGCAGAACGAUGGGGGUGGAGACGCUCCUUCAGGUAUACUGGGCCGAGGCCAUUUCACGCUUUAAAGGUCAGCACCAGCACUUUGAAUUGUGCUUGGAAACAUACUGGGAGCCAAUGUACAGUGGUGCCCCGCAAGACGAAUGCCUCGCAAGACGAAAAACUCGCUAGAUGAAAGGGUUUUGCGUUUUUUGAGCUGCUUCGCAAGAUGAAUUUCCCUAUGGGCUUGCUUCACAAGACGAAAACGUCUUGCAAGUUUGUUUCCUUUUUCUUAAAACCGUUACAGUAAUACAGGGUGCAUUGCUUGAAGAGGUGCAGUUGCGACUUGACUUCGAGGAGCAACUCAUAGCACACGGUGUGUUAGCCUUUUUUGAGGUUUUUGAAGACUUUGGUGAUUUUUGAAGCUUUUCCAAAACUUCUUUUGCAGCCAUUUGGUAAGUUAAACUUUUAAAACUUUUUUGGGGGGGUUUGGAUUUUGGGUUGGGGUGUUUGGAAUUCAAGGACUUGGUGUUGGGGAGGGGUUUGCAAGAGUCUGGAAGCUUGUGUUUUUUUUCCUGCAUUUUUAUGAUUUUUUUGUGACCAUUGGGCCACUCUGCUGUUUUUUUUAAAAAAAAUUCUGGAUUUGAAUUUCUGUGUGGUGGGUGGCUGGGGGAACAGUUGAGGAGGGGUUUGCAAGAAUCUGGAAGCUUGUGGUUUUUUUUCUGCAUUUUUAUGAUUUUCUGUGACCAUUGGGCCACUCUGCUGUUUUUUUAAAAAAAAUUCUGGAUUUGAAUUUCUGUGUGGUGGGUGGCUGGGGGAACAGUUGAGGAGGGGUUUGCAAGAAUCUGGAAGCUUGUGUGGUUUUUUUCUGAAUUUUUAUGAUUUUUAUUGUUCCUUCAAUUUUUGAAUUUAUUGUUCCUUCAAUUUUUGAAAUGCUCUUUACAGUAUGUGUGACCUUAAAGAGCACUUAAUAAACUCUUGUUGUACCAAAUUUGGCUUUGUUUGGACUUUUUUUGACCAUAGGAACGCAUUAAUUGAAUUUCAAUGCAUUCCUAUGGGAUUUCGUGCUUUGCAAGACGAAAAAUUCGCUAGACGAAAAGCUCGCGGAACGAAUUAAUUUCGUCUUGCGAGGCACCACUGUAGGUCUUUUAGGACCAGUGUUAUAUAGUCUCAGCGGCCACUCCCAGUCACCAGUCUAGCUACCGCAUUCUGGAUUAGUUGUAGUUUCCGGGUCACCUUCAAAGGUAGCUCCACGUAGACCGCAUUGCAGUAGUCCAAGUGGGAGAUAACCAGAGCAUGCACCAUUCUGGCAAGACAGUCCGUGGGCAGGUAGGGUGUCAGCUGGCAUACCAGAUGGAGCUGGUAGUCAGCUGCCUUGGAAACAGAAUUGACCUGCGCCUCCAUGGACAGCUGGUAAAAGUGGCACACCUAGUCGCUGAGGUCACUUAACAUAAAACCAUCAGAAGAGAUCAGGCCAAAGACUCAUCUAAUCCAGGUCCCUGUUCUCAGAGUGGCCAACCCAAUGCCUGUGGGAAGCCUGCAAACAGAAUCCUCUUGUGAUUCUCAGUAACUAGUGUUCAGAGGCAGAGGACUCCAGGGAUGGAGCCGGACUACAGAUCUUCAGAAGGAAGGCAACACCAUCCUGAGAACGCAUAGAGUCCAUAAAUGAUCUCCCCUUGAUGAGGCUUAGAGUGACUUCAUCUCUUUAUAUGGGGCAACCCCCUGCCCCACCUGCCACAAAGGGCUUUGGGGAAGCGUAAGUUAUUUCCUUCACAUCGUCACCCUAAUCCACCUCUCCUCCCAUUUGCAGGGCAGAACUGGGCCAAUGUUGCAAUGCUUCCUUCUCAAUAGUCUUGACCAAGGAAAACACCCCGCUGGGAUCAAGCAUCACCUUUGACGGAAUGAAAGGAAAGGCGUUUCCGGCGAGCGCUAAGCUGGUGGAUUUGCUGCCAGAGGUGUGUGGGGGGGGGUAUUUGGGGUGGGGGGAAAGAGCCACAACCCAGAGCACAUGCCGGUACAGAAGGUUCAAUUCUUGGUCUCUCUCGUUUAAACUGGGCAGAGGAACCUUUGGCUCACAGGUCUCCCCUGGCCUGCCAGGCCUCCCCUUGCGGUCCAUACCAACCUGCCCUAUAUACCUGAUGCCACCUAUGAACCCUGUUUUUGUGGGGUCAUUUCUAGUUAAUACAUCCUGGGGAUGUGCAAAAGAUUCUUGCAGUGAUGCACUCAACCACCUGCUCAUUAGACCCCAGCCAGAUAGGUGGGGUAUAAAUAAAAUAUAAUAAUAAUUGAGGCUGCAUUUUAAUGUUGUAUUUUUAAACUUGUUUUUUAAGUUGUAUUUCAAUCAACUUGCUUUUAUUAUUGGUUGUUAGCUUCCCUGAGCCUGGUCUUGCUGGGGAGGGCGGGGUAUAAAUAAAAUUUAUUAUUAUUAUUAUUAUUAUUAUUAUUAAUCCUUUUCCAUCCUUACUUAUUAAAGCUAGCCAGGGUGGGGUGACUAAAGGGGUCAAAGGUGUGGUCAACACAUCCUUGCAUGAGGGAAUGGCACCUGACACCCAGUCAGAUGCGCGGUGUACAAAUAAUAAAACUAUUAUUAUUAUUAUUAUUAUUAUUAUUAUUAUUAAGGCCAUGGUGAAUCUGUUACUCAAAAAGCCCAUCGUAGACCCAAUGGAGGGUAACACCCAUGAACCAGUUGCCAGUAUCCCUUUCUUGGCAAAGGUGGUUGUGGAGCUGGUAUCCCGGGAAGACUGGGGUUGCCUAGACAAAUUUGUCCAAAUUUUGGAGACCCAAAGCUGGGGUGUGCGUCUUCCGGGAGUGAGUCACGUGACCUGUGCCUCACUCCCACCCUGAAAAAGUCCUUUUUUUGGUGGGGGUGGUGGCAUUUGCACCCAAAAUGGCUGCUGCAAUCUUGCGUGAAAAAACAGGCUGUCCAUUUUUUGCCCCAGGGGCACUUGGCAGGUAUGCUACAAUCUGGGUUUAGACCUGGUUUUGGAACAGAGCCUUUAGUGUCCUCAACCUAGUCCUGUGGAACUCUCUGCCACGAGAGAUUCACCAAGUGAAUUAUGUGUCAACUUUUAAAUGCCUGCUGGAAACUUUUCUGUUCUGCUAGGCCUAUGCAGGAAAUUCAGAGUGCAUCCACCCAUAAUGGUUUAUGGAGGUUUGCUUUUAGUUUUUAACUUUUUAUGACAUUAUUGUUUGGCUUUACGCUUUUAUAUUAUUGUAAAAUGCUGUGAUAUAUUUUUAUGACACAGCGUCCUAUCAAUAUUUUUAUACAUGAAAAUGAUUUCCCACUCCUGAGUUAAAGGGUAACAGAAUCCUGGUGAUCUAAGCCAAUAUUUCUUUUGUAUGUUUUUAUUAAGAUUAUUUCUCUCCUGCACUCCCAAAAAUCUAGAGGUCACCCUUCCCAGACUCCCAGUAUAGUCACUGUGCUGUAGUGGGCAAUGGUGGGAUUCUACGAAACAGCAGCUGUGGUCAGGAGAUUGACCGGGCAGAUCUAGUAAUCAGGUAACUUAUUUCUUCUUCCUUUUUGAGGGAAACUGGUGGCACUGCAAACUGGUGGGAAUCACAAAUAAUAUGGGGUCCUUUUACAGUGUUUAUUCCCAGGUGGCCUUGGUUUUUUUGUUUUGUUUUACUCAGAAGUAAGUAACAUUCUGCAAAAACCCUACUUCUCCUUGCAACUAGCCUUUUAACUGGCAGUUUCCCAAUUAUUUUAAAAGAGCAUUUGGGCCGAGUGGUAAAAUUCAUGCUUUGCAUACGGAAUGUCCCAGGUUCAGCCCCUGCUAUUUUCAGUUUUAAAGCAUAGCUGUCAACUGUCCCUUAUUUGGUGGGAACGUCCCUUAUCUCAGCGCCGUGUCCCGCUGCUGUCCCUUAUUGAUGAUGUCCCUUAAAUUUCCCAGGUUUCAAAGGAAGCAGCUCCUUUCCCUCCCUCCCUCCCUGCCAGCCAGGGAGGAGGGAGGCUCCAACUGUGUUGCUUGGCUGCAUUGCUCACACAAUAAGGAGUCUAAGAACGACUGGGGGGUGGAGCUUGCAUGCCUUGUGCCGAUCAAAUCGGCCACGUUGCCUGGGGACUCGCCUUUGCUCAGCGGUUCCCAGCGGAGAGGUGACAGUGGUUUUCCUUGCUGCAUCCCCUUUGCUGGGUUGCUGCGCUGUGGGAACCACCGCUUGAGGCUUCGUUUGGCUGCUGGCUGGGCUUUCUGCCUUUGGCUUGGAGGGGCUCAGAAGUUGAACAUACCUGUGCUUGGAAAAUCCCUUAUUUUGGCUGCUGAUCCUUUAUUUUCGAGGCUGCUGGUCCCUUAUUUUCAAAUCUGUAACUUGACAGCUAUGUUUUAAAGGCAAUGGGAAAGAUCCACCCAUGCCUGAGAUUGUGGAAAGCUGCUGCCAGUCCGAGUAGACAUUAUUGAGCUAGAUAGACAGGUGGUUGGCCCUGGUUUAAGGGGGCUCCCUAUGUUUCUAAUAUUGGAAGCAGCCUAAUGCUGAGCCCAUGUAUGUAGCCCAGUGUCAUCAACACUGACCGGCAGCACACCUCCAAGGUCUUGGGCAGAGUUCUGCUCCUUGAAUCUUCUUGUUCCUGUUCACUUGUGGUCUUUGCAUUCCUAAAUUCACCGUUCAUUAGUUAGUAAUGUCUCUUGCAGGAGCUAAAUCUUUCAUUAUUGGCUUCUUCUUUCCCUCCAGAGCAAUUGCUCAUUUAAAUACACUUAAAAAGUAGACAACAAAGGAGCAAUUGGCUGCAAAGAGGAAAGCACCGAGUCAGAGAGAGAGAGAGGGAGAGAGAGAAAAGAAAACGUACCUCAUAGAACAGAACUGCCAGUUUAGCAGCUGAUUUAAGAAUGCUGCAGUCAGUGAACAGGAAGCAACUAAAUACAAAGGUAGAAGCUCCAUUAAAAGAGGGAAGCUGUUAAAGAAACGGUAGAUUGGGAAAGCAUCAAUACUACUGUGUGAGUCUACACUGGACGGCCUGAAACUGCUGUUGGCUUUUAAGAAAAGGGGGAAAAGAUAUAUAAUGAAAUGAAAAGGAUGUUUAAAAUAAGGUUUGUAAAGAAAAUCAGAAGCUUUUCUCUUGGGAAUUAUAGGGACAGAACUACCUAAAAUGUAUAGGAACUUAUUCAUGUAUGCGACUACAGCGGCAAGAAUGUGACUUGCCUAAAAAUGGAAAGAAGAAGCAGCCCCAGCAAAGGAAGAAUGGAUACAAAAACUUAUAGAAUAUGCAGAAAUGGCAAAAGUUACUGGAAGAAUAAGAAAUCAAGAUAACAAACUUUUAUAAAAGAAUGGAAAUGGUUUAUUGAAUAUUUACAGAUAAAUUGUAAACAGAUAAAAACAUUGGCAGGAUCAUUGUAAUAACCUGCAGUUUCAUAAGAGUAUAUAUUUAAAGAAGAUGAAUAAAUGAACAAAUUGAGUUAAUUUGGAUAUGAAGAAUAUUUUUUUUUAAAAAAAUCAGGAUCUGCAGAAAGUGGGGGAAGGAAGUCAAGUUUUGAAAUGUCAAAAUGAUUGUAAAAUCAGUGAAAUGUAUACAGUGGUGCCCCGCAAGACGAAUGCCUCGCAAGACGGAAAACCCGCUAGACGAAAGGGUUUUCCGUUUUGGAGGUGCUUCGCAAAACGAAUUUCCUAUGGGCUUGCUUCGCAAGGCGAAAAUGUCUUGCGAGUUCCUGCGGGUUUUUUCCCCUCCCCCCCCUUUUUCCCAAGCCGCUAUGCCGCUUAUCAGCUGAUCGCUAAGCCGCUUAUCAGCUGAUCCGCUAAGCCGCUUAACAGCUGAUCCGCUAAGCCACUAAGCCGCUUAUCAGCUGAUCCGCUAAGCCGCUAAGCCGCUUAACAGCUGAUCGCUAAGCCGCCUAUCAGCUGAUCCGCUAAGCCGCUUAACAGCUGAUCCGUUAAGCCACUAAGCCGCUUAUCAGCUGAUCCGCUAAGCCCGCUAAGCCGCUAAUAGCGCUAAUCCGCUAAACCGCUAAUGGGCUUGCUUCACAAGACGAAAAAACCGCAAGACGAAGAGACUCGCGGAACGGAUUCUUUUCGUCUUGCGAGGCACCACUGUAAAUUUGAAAGGUAUAAAUAAAAAAUUUAAAAAAGGAAAAAAAGAAACCUUAACAAAUCAGGCCUGAAAAAUAGAUGCAGGGAUAGCACGCAGAGCCCUGGAAUGUGAUGUGUUGGCAGUUUCGUUGCCUAGAUUCUCCAUGAAGCCUGUCUGAAUGAGAGUUCCCCAACGGUUGCACGAGAGCUGAUUCUGUUUUUCCACUUUCUCCCUCUGAUCCAGGUUCAACCUACCUCCCAUGAAUUUCUCUGAAGACGUGGGAACCAAGUCAGACCUGGUGACUUUAAAUCCCAGCAUCCUUAAUGAAAAGUAAGGGAAAGAUCCGAGAAUGCGCUGGCUGUCUCAUAAUUUAAGUCAUGGGUAGCAAACUGAGGCCCGGGGGCCGGAUCCGGCCCAGUCGCCUUCUAAAUCCGGCCUGUGGUGGUCCGGGAAUCAGCGUGUUUUUACAUGAGUAGAAUGUGUCCUUUUAAUUAAAAUGUAUCUCUGGGUUAUUUGUGGGGCAUAGGAAUUUGCUCAUUUCCACCCUGCCCCCCCAAAAAAUAUAGUCUGCCCCCCCCACAAGGUCUGAGGGACAGUGGACCGGUCCACUUCUGAAAAAGUUUGCUGACCCCUGAUUUAAGCAGUUGUAGGAAGCAGUAACGAAGCUGCACCCAGCGGCCAGUGCUUCCUGCUCCGCAUGUAGCAGGUCGUGGGUUCAAUCCCUGGCAUCUCCAGGUAGGGCUGGCAGGGGCUCCUCCCUAAAACCCUGGAGAGCCCCUGCCAAUCAGUGCAGGCAUUACUAAGCUAGAGAGGCCAAUGGUUUGACUCGGUGCUCCUGUGUAUUUAAGAUUUGUUGUUAAAUACAUCAUUUGCGGGUGGCGCUGUGGGUUAAACCACAGAGCCUAGGACUUGCUGAUCAGAAGGUCAGUGGUUCGAAUCCCCGUGAGGGGGUGAGCUCCCGUUGCUCGGUCCCUGCUCCUGACAACCUAGCAGUUCAAAAGCACGUCAAAGUGUAAGUAGAUAAAUAGGGAUCGCUCCGGCGGGAAGGUAAAUGGCGUUUCCAUUUACUGCACUGCUCUGGUUCACCAGAAGUGGCUUAGUCAUGCUGGCCACAUGACGCGGAAGCUGUACGCCGGUUCCCUCGGCCAAUAAAGCGAGAUGAGCGCCGCAACCCCAGAGUCGGCCACGACUGGACCUAAUGGUCAUGGGUCCCUUUACCUUUACCUAGGUGCAUGAAAACAUGUUUUAUCCUGUGUAAACAUUUCAAAUACUUCAUGAAACCCAAAGGAUAAUUAUGGCCAUGCCCACACACCACACAUGAAAAACACACCGCUCCCCACAAAGGAUCUUGGGAGCUGUAGUUUGCUAAGGGUGCUAGGAAUUGUAGUCCCAGCAAAGGAAGAAUGGAUACAGAAACUUAUGGAAUAUGCAGAAAUGGCGAAACUCACGGAAGAAUAAGAAAUCAAGAUAACAAAUCUUUUACAAAAGAAUGGAAAUGGCUUAUUGCAUAUUUACAGAUAAACUAUAAACAGAUAAAAACAUUGGCAGGAUCAUUGUAAUAACCUGCAGUGGAUAAGAGUACAUAUUUAAAGAAGAUGAACAAAUGAACAAAUUGAGUUAAUUUGGAUAUGCAGAAUAUAUUAAAAAUAAAUUCAAGGAACUGCAGGAAGAGUGGGAAGUCAAGUUUUGAAAUGCCAAAAUGGUUGUACAAUUAGUGCAAUGUAUAAACUUGAAAAGUAUGAAUGAAUGAAUGGUGCUGGGAAUUGUGCUGUGUGAGAGAUAAACUACAGUUAGAGGAUUUGUGGGAGGCUGUAUGCUUUAAAUGUGCCUUAGGGCAGAUCAACCCCGUAUGUGCACAUCAAGCGCACAUUUAAAGCCCACGACUUCCCCCAAAGAACCCUGGGAACUGUAGUAUCCCUCUCGCACAGCUACAGUUCACAGUGGUUGUUGUUCACUCGUUUAGUCGUGUCCGACUCUUUGUGACCCCAUGGACCAGAGCACGCCAGGCACUCCUGUCUUCCACUGCGUCCCGCAGUUUGGUCAAACUCAUGCUGGUAGCUUCGAGAACACUCUCCAACCAUCUCUUCCUCUGUCGUCCCCUUCUCCUUGUGCCCUCCAUCUUUCCCAACAUCAGGGUCUUUUCCAGGGAGUCUUCUCUUCUCAUGAGGUGGCCAAAGUCUUGGAGCCUCAGCUUCAUGAUCUGUCCUUCCAGUGAGCACUCAGGGCUAAUUUCCUUCAGAAUGGAUACGUUUGAUCUUCUUGCAGUUCACAGUACCUGUUAUGUACUGAAGUUCUCACUCUGGGCCAGCAGGGGGAUACUGUAGAUAGUUCAGGUCCACAUAUGCAAAUAAGGGAUCAAAAGUGACAUUCAGUGAUUGGAUAGUUACAGAAAAUGGUUACUGUUGCGUUCUAGUGGAGCUCUAUAUAAGCAGGCUGGCUGAACCCUUCAGUUCAGUUCUGUUCUGGCCUGGGAAUAAACAAGAGCUGUUUGAAGAAUCGCUGUGUCGUCUGAUGUGUUCACCCACAACUUAACAGUACCCAUCACAAACUACCGUUCUCAGGAUUCUUUAAAUGUUUGGUGUGGCUGCCCCCACAGCUCCAAUCCAUGUUGCAGUCCAGGAGGUACUGAUGAGAUCAGUCAGCUUAGAAACUGCAGAUAGGAUGAAAUUUUCUCCUCCAGGCUUAAAGAACGUGGCUUGAUUGUUUUGUUCCUUCCCCAUCUCCUGCAGCUUCCAAAGACUGUCGGACCGCCGGAAGCCUUUUGCCGAUUCCCUGCGCCUUUAUGGGGGCGCUUUCUUCCUCAUUCCUGCCUUCUCCUUCGUGGGACACACCGAUGUCAGCUACCGUGCCCUGUAUACCAUGGAGGACUUUGGCUUGUCUCAGAGAGCUCUCUUCCUGAACCCCCAUUACCUGGCCCCACUGGGUAGCUACUGGAAGUCGAGGGGCUUAGGGCCCAAACGCCUCUCCUCUGGCUUCAUGUUCACUAGUAUGGCUUUGGAGUUGUGCGAGCGCAUCACUCUCUACGGAUUCUGGCCUUUCCAACACGACCUGGAGAACCAGCCCAUUCUCCACCAUUACUACGACAACAGGCUGCCCAAGCAGGGAGUUCACGAGAUGCCAAGCGAGUUUUCCCGAUAUCUAGACAUGUACGCCCAGGGGGUUCUGCGCUUACGGCUUGGCAAGUGUCCGUGAGAAGGAAGCUUCCAUCUGAAUGGGCAAGGGUUGAUUGGGUGUCUCCUGAGCCGUGGAAGAACGGGCGGCACAAAUAAUGGCACCAGGUUGCAAUGCUCAGCGAAGCCGGAAGGCAGCAGUGCAGACAGCCCAAAGGAGUGUUUUGUUGACGCAAUCAAAGGCCGCUCAUUCAAAUCGGAAGAACUUUCCCACCCCUCUGGAUGUGUUAAGGAACACGAGUGAAAUUCCUCUAAGAACAGGAGGCUCGUCUGUGUCCCAGGAUCGGUAGACUGAGCGACAGAGUGUGGUUAGAGUGUGGCGCUGAUAAUGCCAAGGUCAUAAGUUUGAUUCCCCUAUGGGACACCUGCCUGCUUCUGCAUUGCUGGGGGUUGUGCUAGAUCAGGCAUCCCCAACCUGCGGCCCUCCAGUUGUUUUGGCCUACAACUCCCAUGAUCCCUAGCUAACGGGACCAGUGGUCAGGGAUGAUGGGAACUGUAGUCCAAAACAUCUGGAGGGCCACAGGUUGGGGAUGCCUGUGCUAGAUGGCCCUUGAGGUCCCUUUCAACUCUACAAUUCUACGACAACGUGUGUUUCUUUGUGUUAGUGUUCAUAUUGUAUUUGUAAGCCACUCUGUUAUUUUACUUUUUUUUUUUGAAGAAAGAUUUUACUGAAGUAAAUCAAAUCAAUAGAAAUAACAGAAGAUAAUGGACUUUGCAGAACUGGUGAAAAGUCAGAAACCAGCAAGAUCAAGCAUUCCAAAAGGACUGGAGUAAAUUUAUACGAUAUCUGAAAGAUUAUUGUAAGCAAUUAACAUCACUAGCAGGGUUGUUUGAAAACUUGUAACGAGAAAUUCUCUACCUUUCAAUAUUUAUUUAAAUUUUAUUUUGUAAUGUGUGUAAUUAGAAUUGGAAAACGUACAAAAUGCAGCGAUAUAAAGGCUAAUUUUGAAAGCCAUGAGGCAGGAGGGAAGGAAGUUGACAGGCUCUAAAGAGCCAGGGACGCAAAGUGGAGUGUUAUGAUGUGAAUGUAUAUUAUAAAAUGGAAUGUGUGUGUGUGUGUGUGUGUGUGUGUGUGUGUGUGUGUGUAAACACCUGAAAAAAGAGAAAUAACAGAAAUACAAAAAAGUGGCCAGCCC
Molecule: messenger RNA, 23559 nt
Organism: Podarcis lilfordi (Lilford's wall lizard)
Lineage: Eukaryota; Metazoa; Chordata; Lepidosauria; Squamata; Lacertidae
Source: the annotation of a GenBank genome assembly